Messenger RNA from Penicillium paradoxum, 1149 nucleotides. Its product is annotated as FAD-dependent oxidoreductase. Lineage: Eukaryota; Fungi; Ascomycota; Eurotiomycetes; Eurotiales; Aspergillaceae. Gene Ontology annotation, molecular function: FAD binding. The record is from RefSeq and is a predicted model, not a curated record. Bases 1 to 1149 code for a protein of 382 amino acids. The transcript has 3 exons.
AUGGCGCCCCAAAUCGCAAUCAUCGGUGGCGGCCCGUCGGGCUUGGCUCUUGCUGCCAUCCUAGAACAAAAGGGCCUUGACUACAUUCCAAAGAGACGCCCCCCUCACGGAGGAUGUCUGGAUUUGCACCCUGGCAGCGGACAGCGUGCCAUGAAGGAAGCCGGUGUUUUUGCGGAAUUCCAAAAACACUCGCGUGUCGGGGAGGCUACCAUUCACAUUCUCUACAAUCACAAGGGCGAAGAAGUCUUUAGAUUUGGAGAAGGACGCGAUGCGCCGGAGAUUGAUCGUUGGGCUAUCCGCAAGGUACUCUUGACUGGUAUUCCCGACGAAAAGGUUGUCUGGUCGAAGGCCGUGGAGAGCGCGACUAGAGAUGCCAGCGGGCAGGUCGUGCUCACUUUCGUUGAUGGAACUACGGCUUCUGGGUUUAAGCUUGUCGUGGGUGCCGAUGGUACCGCUAGCAAGAUCAGGCAUCUGGUCACCUCGGCUGAGCCAGUCUACUCGGAUAAGCAAUAUAUUACGACAAAGAUUUUGCCUUCCAACCCAUGGUACCCCAAGAUGGAAGCCAUUGCUGGCAAGGGCUCCAUGAUCGUCAUGGGAGACGGCAAGCACAUGUUCAACUCCCGACAAGGCGACGGUCACUACCGAGUCGAUAUCGGACUUCAGGAGCCCGAAGACUUCGGCACAUGUGGAAAGGUCGACUUGACCAACUUUGAUGCUGCGAAGGAUUUCCUUCUCAGCAAGGAAUACUUCGGGAACUACUCUGCGGAGAUGCAGGAUGUCAUUCGCCAGAGUGACGGCCCCUUCCGCCCCUGGUUGAUGUACUAUAUGCCGACCAAUCUCCUUAACUGGUCUCCCAAUGCUGAUGUCACUUUAAUUGGUGAUGCGGCACACGUUACGACUCCUUUCGUGGGUGAUGGUGUCAACUGUGCUAUGCGUGACUCUAUCAUCCUCGCGCACAAGUUGAAGGAACAUGGCAUCACUCCCGAGGCUAUUGCUGCCUAUGAGAAGGAAAUGUUCCCCUUUGCCAUCGAUGUUAUUUCCCGCAGUUUGUUGAGUGGAGAGAUGUUCUUUGAGAAGGAAGCUCCUAAGCAGUUCAUGGAUAUCAUGUCUUCUGGUAAGGCAUUGAUUGGAACCACGGAUCAUGUAUAG